Molecule: messenger RNA, 1469 nt
Organism: Etheostoma spectabile (orangethroat darter)
Lineage: Eukaryota; Metazoa; Chordata; Actinopteri; Perciformes; Percidae
Gene: hoxd4a
Product: homeobox D4a
Exons: 1
Coding region: 882-1412 (176 amino acids)
Biological process (GO): anterior/posterior pattern specification; embryonic skeletal system morphogenesis; positive regulation of transcription by RNA polymerase II
Cellular component (GO): nucleoplasm
Molecular function (GO): DNA-binding transcription factor activity, RNA polymerase II-specific; RNA polymerase II cis-regulatory region sequence-specific DNA binding
Source: RefSeq, a predicted model, not a curated record
ACUUCGAAUUGCCAUCUUGUUAUGAGGCGUUUGGUGCCCGACAUGCUGUCAGAUGUUACAGUGACGUUGUUGGUUUCUGAAUGAGAGUAAAUCCAACAACAUCACACUUCACAAGAAGGGUCAGGGCAUGUUGAAACUAUAUGGGCUCAAUGGAACUCUGACGCAAAAUAUUUCACAUGAAAACCAACAUAAUUAGGAAUUAUUUCUAUUUAGCUCAGUAUGAAAUACCAAAUGGAUUACUAAAAAUAAACAGCACCCUCUGUAGCUUCUUCCUCCUGUGGGUUUAUACUUUAUUGAUUCCCAGAGAAUGCUGCUGGCCAAUGGGCUCCUGAGACCGUUUUUUUUCUCAAAGGGAUGGGAGCAGAUGAAGUGAUGAGAUUCGUCUAACUUUUGGAUGACCCCUUCUUGACAAAGACAGUGUCCAUCAAUUGUCCUCAGUCAUUAUUCCCUGCUUUUAUGCCAAGGGGCUUUUUGUAUCUUUUGUUGGUUUCUCUGUUGAACACCAUGCCUUCAAGUUAGACCGUAGAAACUGAUAUAUUUUCUAUCUCCAUGGAGUAAAACAAUCCCGUUCACAAUCAGCGUUUUCAAUUUUUCUAUAUAAUUGUAAAGUUAAAUAUUGAAACAAGGUUUAAGUUAUGUGUUCUUUAUUUAUUUUUUUCCAGCAUGCCUUUUUAUUAUCCAAAUGUGCAUGCAUAUGUUUAAGUGCAAUUGUUUUUUUUUUUUCGCCACCGGGGUCUGAUUUUAAUGUAGGUUAUCUUAAGUUAGAUAACAUUGCUUUUAGUUGUAUGUUUACCCGUUUAUGGACCAGCAUCACCUCUAUUGGCCAAUCUGGUCACAUGGUUCGCUAACUUUAUUCAGUUGACACCAAGUAGGAGGGCUUUAUGGAGGGAGGAAAAAAAGACAACUCGAGAAAAAAAAUUAGUGUUUUCUACCUUCAGAAAUUAAUGGCCAUGAGUUCGUAUAUGGUGAACUCUAAGUAUGUGGAUCCAAAAUUUCCUCCCUGUGAGGAAUAUUCACAAAACAGCUAUAUACCUGAGCAGGGCUCGGACUACUACAGUCCAUCGCAGGGCACAGACUUUCAGCAACCAGGGAUCUACCCACGGUCAAACUACACGGAGCAGCCCUUCAGCUGCAACACUGUGCAGGACUCCACAUUGCAGCCACGGGGUCAUGUGCACGAGAGAUCCAGCCGCUCGAGCCCUUUCAGCGCACAGACUGAGCAGGGCCCCCCGGUCCAAGUGGCCGGACCCCGGACUUGUGGACAGCAGCAAAACACAAAGAGCCAAAAUGGGAUACAGUCCAAGCAGCCUGCAGUAGUUUACCCCUGGAUGAAGAAAGUCCACGUAACUAAUGGUAAGAUUUCCACUUCUUCUUCUCCUCCUCUCGUGGACCAACUGAGACCUGUACUUUAGAAAUCAUUCAGUGUAAUAUUUAUGGGAGUCUUUGAAAGGCCUCGCCAAUUACACAAG